ACAUGGAUCUGCCUCAUAAUUUCUUCCUACUAGCAACAGCCCUCUUAGGAUUCAUUUCUGUAUGCAAAUUCUUUUUCCAUUUUUUCAACUGGAUAUGGAUCAUGUUCUUAAGACCACACAAAAAACUCAUAGACUAUGGUUCAUGGGCUAUAAUCACCGGCUCCACCGAUGGAAUAGGCAAAGCCAUGGCUUUUGAGUUUGCAUUAAAGGGACUCAACAUUCUCUUAGUUGGUAGAAGCCCUCUUAAGCUUGAGGCAACAUCAAAAGAGAUUAUAGAUAAAACUUUUGGAAAUGUUGAAGUCAAAUCUGUUGUUGUAGACUUGCAAAAUAAUAGUGGAGAGGAAAUAAUGAAUAAGGUUGAAGAAGCUAUAGAUGGUUUAGAUGUUGGAAUUUUAGUUAAUGGUGCUGGUGUGGCUUAUCCUUAUGCUAGAUUUUUUCAUGAGGUUGAUUUGGAUUUGAUGGAUACUAUUAUCAAAGUGAAUGUUGAAGGAACAACUUGGAUUACUAAAGCUGUGCUUCCUAGUAUGAUUAAGAACAAAAAAGGAGCUAUUAUUAACAUUGGUUCUGGUUCCACUGUUGUGAUUCCUUCAUAUCCUCUUGUCACACUUUAUGCAGCUUCAAAAGCAUAUCUUGCAAUGUUCUCUGCAUGCACUAAUUUGGAAUACAAGCAGCUAGGAAUCGACAUCCAGUGUCAGGUACCAUUAUUUGUGUCAACAAAAAUGACAAGGAUGAGGGCAUCACUUUUUGUUCCAACACCAGAUAAAUACAGCAAAGCAUGCACAAAAUGGAUUGGCUAUGAAAAAUUGGUUGUACCUUACCUCUUUCACAAUCUGCAGUCAUUUCUCAUAAGGAAAAUUCCUGAUGUAUUCUUGGAUUCCUACAUGUUGCGUAAUUUGCUUUACAUGCGUAAAAGAGGGCUCAUCAAGGACUCCCAAAUCAAAGGAUCAAAAGCAUCUAGUAAUUCUAAAACAAAUUAACAUUGCUGCAUGAUGCCAACUUUAGUUAUCAGUUCCUAGCUAAAUCACUGUGAAAGUGAGAAUGGUGAUGAUGUCUAAGUGAAUUAUAUGUAGUUUCCAUUUUUGUAUUUUCUAGAUUGAACUUUGGGUGGAUCAUUUGCCUAUUAGUUGCUACUGUUAUGGUUUAUUUAUUUUUGUUCUUAUUUGCUUUGUCAUCUUUGAGGUAGCAUUUGUCUUUUUCUAUCAGUAUAAAAUCUUAGUGUGGGUCAGUUGCUUCAUGUGAUGUUCUAAAAAACAGAAUCAGAAAUUGAAUAAGUGGAAACAUUUAUUUCA
Molecule: messenger RNA, 1289 nt
Organism: Medicago truncatula (barrel medic)
Lineage: Eukaryota; Viridiplantae; Streptophyta; Magnoliopsida; Fabales; Fabaceae
Product: very-long-chain 3-oxoacyl-CoA reductase 1
Exons: 3
Coding region: 3-977 (324 amino acids)
Cellular component (GO): endoplasmic reticulum
Molecular function (GO): ketoreductase activity
Source: RefSeq, a predicted model, not a curated record